GGGAGACCGCCCUUGACAGCCCGCCUCGCCUCGCCCUCUUCUUUUGCUCGCCCUGCCUCGUCCAUUUUGACUCUACGUAUGAUGAAGAGCUCCGAUCCAGUCAGCCCCAGGAUUUAGGAUAAGCCGCUCAUGUGUGGCUCUCGUGGUCGGGUCACCACUCACAGGAUCUAACACUAUUACUGCAUCCCACCGCUCCUCUCACACCUCUCACACCCCCCAGUCGUGCCGUCCCCCGUCGUUUUUGCAGAUGCAAUGAUCCAUCAUUCUUCCUAACCUCUUCUCCGCCAGAGCUUCCUCUCUCUCUCUCUCUGUCUCUCUGACUAUUACCUACAACCAUUGAACCCUUUAAACGACCCCCCCUCCUUUCAUCUUUCCACUCCUUCUACUCCUUCUUUUUUUCUUUUCCUCUUUCCUGUUUCUGGGAUGUGUGGCAAGAGAUGGUGAUCGGGAACCGAGAUUUUUCAACCUUUAGGAGUAAGAGUACCAAGAGCACCAAGAGUGACUCGGGGAACGGGGACGAUGCGUCGAUAGGCACGCACGACAGCUCGUAUGAGCACCCUCUGGCUCGCAAAGGCUACGAUAUUGGCCCCGCGUCGAGGUGCGAGGUGGGAGACGUCUUCGAGUUCCUCUGGGCCGACUCGCACGAGUUCGAAUGGGAGUGGAAAUGCCUUGGCUACACUCGCUUCAUUGUGCUGCGACACAGCGACACCUUUCCGCAUCACUGCGUGUGUGUGCCGAUUUCCACCCCCACCAAGAACGAUUUCCAGAAACCCGGCAUCGACUCGAGCCAGCAGGGCUACGUAUUCGACGAGAAUGACCGCACGCCGCCCUUUGACCGGCUCCCCUUCUCGCCGGUCGGCAUGCAGCUGCGCCCGGGCAAGUUCCGAGUCAAGGAAAACUCGCGCGCCAACUACGCCGACGUGCUCGAGAUCGACCACGACGCCCAGGUCAUGGUCGUCGGCGACGUGACGCGCUACUUUGACCGCGUGCGGCGCAACGUCAACAAGGCCGUCAUGCGCAACGUCCUGAAGAAGGCGUUGGAGCAGUACCGCCAGGGCAAGCUGGUCGGCAAGAAGGGCGCCAAGCUCGAGGCCAGCGAGGUCAACGGCGGCGGCAGCGGCAGCGGCCAGGACGACGACGAACCCGAGGGUGAGAGCGACCCCGACCACCCCGACGUCUUCCUAAUGCCUGACGAAACGGCCUCCGUCAUCGAGAAGCGACAGCCAGAACCCCCCCUCAUCAGCAGCAGCAGUGCGGCAGCAGCAGAGAUGCCUCCCCCGCCCCCUCCAGCUCCACCGCUACCUCCGAUGGACAUGCCGAUGCCGACGCCGAUGCCGAUACCGAUCCAGCAGCCUUCUCCCCCGCGAGACGACGCGGCCUCGAUCCGCUCCCACGCUUCCCGCGAGAGGAGGCACUCCCGGAAAGAAGCGCAUUCCCCCCCACAGGACGAUACGGCCUCGAUUCGAUCCCAUGCUUCCCGCGAGAGGAGACACUCCCGGAAAGAAGCGCCCCCUCCGCCGAGAGGCGAGGACCUGGCGAGGAAAAUGUCCGACCAGCACGUCGACGGGGCGUCCCGGCCCUACCGGCAACGCAUCGACCUCCCGCGUUCGCGCAGCCAUCGGCUGCCCGAGCCCGAGACGGGCUCCAUGUACGACGUCGCUACGGCCAGGGCGGACUGAUGAUGCCCGAAAAGGGAGGACGGAGACGCAUUUUUAGAACGGGCUUAUUUUCCAGGAAGCUAAACGUCGUUGGUCCAGAGUCGGUCUCGGGCACUUGAAGGCGGGCGGGCUUACUGCUGGCUGUCUCAAAUGUCUUUCGCCUCUCUUUUCCUUUUUUUUUUUCUCUCUCUUUUUUUGUUAUGACGCCCUCAUCAUGAUUGCAUGCAUCAAAUGUCCUUUUCCUCUCAUUUUGUUUCCCCUCUUUUUCCAAAAUCCUUCCUCUUGUCUCGUCACUGCGACUUACAGCCUCCUCAACAUCAACAAAUAACGAAACGAGAAUCCGCCAGCAUUCACGGAGUACAAUUAGACUUGUUUUUUUCUGCGUCUCUCUUUUUAACCAGUAUUGCCGGUCCAACGACCCAUAUACAGAAAACAACAAAACAUGUACAAAAAUGAUAUAAUCAAACCACGAGUUUG
Messenger RNA from Colletotrichum destructivum, 2135 nucleotides. RefSeq lists its product as uncharacterized. Lineage: Eukaryota; Fungi; Ascomycota; Sordariomycetes; Glomerellales; Glomerellaceae. The transcript is spliced from 3 exons. Bases 438 to 1679 code for a protein of 413 amino acids. The record is from RefSeq and is a predicted model, not a curated record.